Suillus subalutaceus is the source of this 416-nucleotide messenger RNA. RefSeq lists its product as uncharacterized. The coding region runs from base 151 to 387 and encodes 78 amino acids. The record is from RefSeq and is a predicted model, not a curated record. Lineage: Eukaryota; Fungi; Basidiomycota; Agaricomycetes; Boletales; Suillaceae. The transcript has a single exon.
CUCAAAUCGAACAAGGACUCUUGCCUCUUAUUCAACCCAUUCCUAAUUAAAAGACGAAUUCACGCCAUAGAUACAAUCACUCCCUGUUCCACAAGCUAUGGUCCAGAACGUUAGCUAUAACGGGUACCCGGUCUUAAUAUCAAAGUCACGAUGCUGGCACUCAUCCAAAUUAGGCUAAUAAUCCUCUCUUUUACACCGACUCGGCCUGCAUCGAAUUCAAAUCCACAUGCAAGUAUUCCACAUAUACGUUCCGUUAGCCAGCAUGCUGAUAUAGCUCUAUCACACAACUCAAUUUCCGAUCUGAUAGUGAGCUGCACCUUCCAUCAUGGGUCUCUAUUAAGAACCUCUUUUGCAACGUCAACGGCAACGCCGCCCGCGCCCUCAUGAUCUCCUGAAUAUUAACUCACUACCGUCGC